Xyrauchen texanus (razorback sucker) is the source of this 4253-nucleotide messenger RNA. RefSeq names its product EFR3 homolog Ba (S. cerevisiae) (gene efr3ba). Gene Ontology annotation, biological process: protein localization to plasma membrane. Gene Ontology annotation, cellular component: plasma membrane. The coding region runs from base 411 to 2855 and encodes 814 amino acids. The transcript has 23 exons. The record is from RefSeq and is a predicted model, not a curated record. NCBI's taxonomy places the organism in Eukaryota, Metazoa, Chordata, Actinopteri, Cypriniformes, Catostomidae.
UGCAUGCAUGCAAGAGUGUGUUUGAGUGUGUAUUUGUGUGCAUGUGUGUAUAUAUAUAUAUAUAUAUAUAUAUAUAUAUAUAUAUAUAUAUAUGUGUGUGUGUGUGUGUGUGUGUGUGUGUGUGUGUGUGUGCACCUGUGUGUUAAACCAGCAUUGUUCAUGAUAGAGGGAAAGCUGUGCAGCACUGUAUGGAAAAUCCAAGGUCAUUGAAGCCUGGUCACAUGCGCCAUAUGGGAGCGUGCAUGUGUGAUUUAGUGUCUGAGUGAGUGAGUCUGUGUGUCUCUCUUCCUCUCUCUCUCUGUCUCUCUGGCUAUGUGACAGAGAAAGAGGCUUCAGGCAAAGAAUUGUGAAUUUCAUCAGGUUUUCCAUCAAUGUACGACUCUUGAUCAAUAGUGCUUUACAACCUGAAGAUGAGAAAAGAAUUAGAGUCAGGUGUGUGUGGAUGUUGUGGGGCCUUGAGACCUCGUUAUAAGAGGCUGGUGGAUAACAUCUUUCCUGAAGACCCUGAGGAUGGUUUGGUUAAAGCUAACAUGGAGAAGCUUACCUUUUAUGCCUUGUCUGCCCCAGAGAAAUUAGACCGUAUCGGUGCCUACCUGUCGGAAAGACUUUCCAGAGACGUGGCCCGCCACAGAUAUGGGUAUGUUUGUAUUGCUAUGGAGGCUUUGGACCAGCUGCUGAUGGCCUGUCACUGUCAGAGUAUAAACCUUUUUGUUGAGAGUUUUCUCACUAUGGUGCGCAAGCUUUUGGAGGCAGACAAACCCAACUUGCAGAUCCUGGGCACUAACUCAUUUGUGAAGUUUGCAAACAUCGAGGAAGACACACCAUCAUACCACCGCAGCUACGAUUUCUUUGUCUCACGCUUCAGUGAGAUGUGCCAUUCCAGUUAUGAAGAUCCAGACAUUCGCACAAAGAUUCGUAUGGCAGGUAUCAGAGGUCUGCAGGGUGUGGUGAGGAAGACUGUCAAUGAUGAACUGCAGGCAAAUAUUUGGGACCCUCAACACAUGGACAAAAUAGUGCCAUCCCUUCUGUACAACCUCCAGCAGGAAGAAGGCAUAGAGAGAUCUCCCUCCCCAGAGACAGAGAAGGAGAAGGAAAGUCCAGUGGAGCUGACCGAGAGGUGUUUCAGAGAGCUGCUAGGAAGAGCAGCUUAUGGUAACAUAAAGAAUGCCGUCAAACCCGUGCUCAUGCACCUUGAUAACCAUUCACUCUGGGAGGGCAAAACAUUUGCUGUGCGCUGUUUUAAAAUCGUUAUGUACUCCAUCCAGUCUCAACAUUCACAUUUGGUGAUUCAGCAGCUGUUGGGUCACUUGGAUGCUAACAGUAAGAACUCAGCCAGAGUGCGUGCUGGGAUUGUGGAGGUGAUCUCAGAGGCAGCGGUUAUAGAGGCCAGUGGCUCAAUAGGGCCGACAGUACUGGAGGUGUUUAAUACUCUCCUGAAGCAGCUGAGACUCAGUGUGGACUACGAGCUCACCGGAUCAUACGACACUUUUGGAAACAUGGGAACCAAAGUCAUUAAAGUGCACGAGGAGAGACAACUCCAAGAAUCUGUCAUCAAAACUAUUGGCUCAUUUGCGAACACGCUGCCCACCUACCAGCGCUCAGAAGUCAUGCUGUUCAUCAUUGGUAAAAUUCCUGUGCCAGGGAUGUAUCCGGCUCUGGGGUCAGCCAACACAGGGGUUGAGGGCAGUAGGAUGAUACAGAUUAUGCUGCUAAAAUCUCUGCUGCAGGUAACAGCAGGAUUCCAGUCUACAAACAUUCUGACAACUCUGCCCACCUCAUUCCUGGACCCUCUCUUGUCCUUUACUCUGAUGGAGGAGGCAGAGAUCCGGCUACUCGUUCUGGACAUCCUCAUCAGCAUCAUUGAUCGCCAUGACAACCGUCACAAAUUCUUCCCUGUCAGAAUUGUGUCAGAUAUCGCUGUACUGAAGCUGAAAGUAGACAAGUGCUCAAGGCAGGAUAAUCUCUUCAUGAAGAAACACAGCCAGAGGCUCUACCGCCAUAUUUACCUGGCCUGCAAAGAGGAGAACAGUGUCCAGUGGCAUGUUGAGUCUCUUUAUACGCUGCUGGGGUUGAUCAGUGUUGAGCUGGCCAAUGAAGAAGUGGUGGUGGACCUGAUUCGACUGGCCUUGGCCUUACAGGACCUGGCCUUGACUGAAGAGGCACUUCCUGUGUAUAACCGCUGUGCCAUCCAUGCUCUAUCAGCUGCAUACCUGAACCUCAUUAGCCAGCUGACCACUGUGCCCACCUUCUGCCAACACGUCCAUGAGGUAAUUGAAUCAAGAAAGAAACUGGUCCCUCACCUGCUGCCUGAGGAUGUGCUUGUUGAGACGUCAAAGAUCCCAGAGAAACUGGAGAAGGUGGAAGGUGAGGUACUGUUCAUGCAGGCUAAGAUAGUGGAGAUGCUGGGUGGCAGUGGAUACAAUACAGAGAGACUGGCCACUCCAUACAUCCCACAGAUCUCAGAUGAAGACAGACUGUCCAAGAGGAAGAGUAUUGGUGACACAAUUUCCCUGCAGUUAGAAAUGGAGUCCAAAGACAGUCCAGAAAAAGAGCAGAGAUCCAAAGCUGAGCAGAUAACAUUUGAAACCCUAAAACAAGCCAUUGUAGACAGUGUGAGUGUGGAGGAGCUGGAGAGAGAACGCAGGAGGCAGGUGGUGGAAAGGUUUCAGACGGCUCCAUUUGAGGAAAUUGCAGCACACUGCGGGGCCAGGGCUUCCCUGUUGCAGAGUAAACUCAACCAAAUCUUCGAAAUCACAAUCAGACCUCCUCCGAGUCCAUCUGGCUCUGUCGGGAAUGGCCGAAAUCGUUCCAUACCAGUCUAUGAAAUGACGUUUCCAGACCUUUGUGUGUACUGAGAGAACCUGGAGCCACAGUCACCAGAUAUAGACCUAUUUCCAUCCCUCCAAUAUUGUCACUCCUUCUCAAUGUCCAAUUGAAACUAUGCGUCCUCUAAACUGUGUCCUUUAGUUUAAUAUCUUUAGAUAAAGAUCAAAACUCGACUUGAUCCUGAGGUCUUUGCCAAAAAAGAUAACCAAACCAAGAGAAUAUACAUUGAUUAAAUAUGCACUGUAUCACAAAAAAAUGACAAAACAAUGUUCCCGCAACUUAAUCUAAAUGCAAAUAGAUUGAAUGUAUUUGCAAAAAAUUGUGCCAUUGUCUGAUACUAGUAUACAUUGCAGAACAAGGUUUUCAUGUUUAAUCAGAUGUCCAGUGAAUAGGCCAGGUUACUAUGUAUGUCUAUUGUUCAGAGCAAGUGGAUGACAUUCUUGUACAAAUAAAAAGUACAGCUGCCUUAAAUUUUGUAUCUUCAGUUAAGACUUAAAGAAUUGUUCUCUGCAUGUUUUCUGUAACUAUGUUUUUCAAUCUAUUGAUUAUUUAAGUGACUGUGCACUUAAAGGUAGAUAAAUAUAAGGCUGUUUGCCUGGUAUAUACUGUAUUUCCUUGUGCAUGUUUAAACCUUCUCUACAUUCUGCAAUAAUAUUUGUAUUUAAAGCAAUAAUCUUUGAAUUUAAUAAUGCAGAUUCUUCUGCGAUAAAAGCUGAAGAAAAAAUGCAACACAUUCUAUUUUGCGAACACUGGAUAAUGCAGUAUCGCAAUCAGAACUGAUUUCUUAUUGACACGCUGUGUGCAAAAAAGUAAAUUCAGUAGAACCUCUGGUGUAUUUGCAUUGUAAUGUCAUGUUAAUUAUGUUCUAAUUGAGUUCUGUACAUCUGUACCUCACUACCACAGGAAAAAUAUGUCAGUGAAGGGUAAGAGUUUUCAUUUGCUUAAGAGUCUAACAGUUGUUGUGUAAAUUUCUCAAAUGACCGUUUUCCUUUUUUGAACCAGAGUGAAGUGGUAACACUUCUCAUAGUCCCCUACAUUGGGGUCUAAAAGGGCCAAUUAGCUCUCUAUUUGUUUUUGUUUUUUUAAAUUAGCCAUGCAAUCAAUUUUCUCUCUUCAUAAAUCCUGUAAUUUCAGGGUUAUGUCAAGAUCUGGUUCUCUCUUGUAUUUUACUGCAGCACUUUAAAGCUCAUUAUGUAAAUGUGGUGUAUGCUGAAAAAUAUAUGUUCUGUGAUUUUCCACCUUGACAUGCGAAUGUGCUCUUGAGUGUCAUUUUAAAGUGAAUUAUCUUUAAUUGUCUCGUAUUUCCUAUUCCACAUGAAAGUUUGCCUGUUUUCCUGGUAUAAUUCCAUGUAGCCUUUUUAACUUAUUAUUUUUCUUUUUAAAGUUAUUUAAUCAAGUCAUUGUGUUUUUUGUGGUGACUUGAGUUU